Messenger RNA from Ectocarpus sp. CCAP 1310/34, 735 nucleotides. The record is from the annotation of a GenBank genome assembly. Lineage: Eukaryota; Phaeophyceae; Ectocarpales; Ectocarpaceae.
AUGUCCAUAAUGGAAGGAGCGGAGCGUAGUGGGGUGUGGCCGGUCGUGGUGACGGAACGCCACCAGUAUAUGGUUCUCGACAUGCGGAGUCGAACGACCGAGCUCGAUCAGGGUUCUAUUAAGUUCGAUCAAGUUUCAGAAGGGGAGGCGUCUCGGAGGGUGACGUCUUCGAGGCACUUCAUGUGCAAGGUGCGCGCACACCUUGGUCGUUGCUGUCUUUUCCCGCAUUGGGUUGGAUUCGACGGCGUCGAGCACCGGAGAGGGUGGGGCAGCAGCGGGUGCUUCUUCGGGUGGCUCUCGUUGCCGCGUACUCCACGGGUGUUUCUCGACAGCGACGCUGAAUCAUUCUGCUCAAAACUGGCGGACAUGCUUACCUACAUGCGGCGGUUAGCUCUUCCACCUACCGCUCCGUCCGGACUUGCGCGAAUCUCUGUGACACCGGCGAGAAGGUUGGUGGUCUCUCAAACGAAGUGCACCUGCGGGGGUGAGCUCCUUCCCGAGGCCGACGUCAAUGCGACGCUUGUGACAGAGGUAGAGCGCCGGAAGUGCGGCACAUGUGGGGCGUGCGCGUGGGCAAGCGACAACUUGCGGAAGACGUCCGUUUUCAACCUCAAAAACUACUUUCUGGUGAAGCUCUCCCUUCUGUACAAGUGUUUCGGGCAGUUCAUCAGAGGGACAACGAUCCAGUCCUUUUUCUUCUCGCACGUGGAGCCUCUGACGACAAACGUCGGUUAG